CACAAGGCGCCGCGCCGCGCCGAGCUCAAGGACGGAGAGAUCCGGCGCGGGCGCCACCGCCGGCCGACCACGGGAGAUCUGGCUGGUUUGGCGGCGGCGGCCGCGGCGGCGGCAGAGUGGGAAUCGAAGGCGGCGGAGGAGAUCUCUGCUGGCUCGAUGGACCCCGCGGAUGGCAAGCGAGGAGGUGGAGCAGAUUGCUCCGCGCCGGAGAGGAAGAAGAAAGUGCGGAGGAGAAGCACCGGCCCCGACUCGGUGUCUGAAAUCAUCAAGAAGUGGAAGGAGCAGAACCAGAAGCUCCAGGAGGAGAACGGAGCCCGGAAAGCGCCGGCCAAGGGCUCGAAGAAAGGCUGCAUGGCAGGGAAAGGAGGUCCGGAGAAUUCAAAUUGCAAGUACCGCGGCGUGAGGCAGCGGACGUGGGGCAAAUGGGUGGCUGAGAUCCGCGAGCCCAACCGUGGCAACCGGCUGUGGCUUGGAUCGUUCCCUACUGCGGUGGAAGCUGCACACGCGUACGACGAGGCGGCAAGGGCGAUGUAUGGCGCCACGGCACGUGUCAACUUCUCGGAGCGUUCACCGGAUGCUAACUCUGGCUGCACAUCGGCGCCUCCAGUGCUGAUGUCUAACGGGCCAACUGCUGUGUCACAUCCGGCCGAUGGGAAGGACGAAUCGGAAUCUCCUCCUUCUCUUACGUCAGACGCGAAGGAUGAGCCUGAAUCUGCAGGGACUGUGGUGCAUGAGGUCAAAACAGAAGCGAGCAACGACUCGACAAGUGUCCGUGAGGAGCGCAAGAAUGUGGAAGUAUUCCAACCAAAAGGGAAAGCUUUACGUAAAGAAGAGAAAGUAAGUUACGAUUACUUCAAUGUCGAAGAAGUUCUCGACAUGAUAAUUGUGGAAUUGAGUGCUGAUAGAAAAAUGGAAGUGCAUGAAGAGUACCAAGAUGGCGAUGAUGGGUUUAGUCUUUUCUCAUAUUAGGGCUUAGUUAUGAUAUGAGGGUUGUAGUCAUGCGGAGCAAUAGGAAUAACUUCAUUCUAGCUGCUAGGAAAUACUUCAAAUCAUCUACAACCCCAAGCUUUGUAGUCACUUAUGGUUUUUAUCUUACUGGAGAGGAUAGCUUUAUACCAUAAGCCAACGGGUGCAACAAGUUGUCCUGUGUGUUGGGUUCAUGUACUAUGGUAAAAAUUCAGUCCAUAUUUAAUGAGCUUACUUUGUUGAUAA
Lolium rigidum is the source of this 1212-nucleotide messenger RNA. Its product is annotated as dehydration-responsive element-binding protein 2A-like. The transcript has 2 exons. Gene Ontology annotation, biological process: positive regulation of DNA-templated transcription; response to stress. The record is from RefSeq and is a predicted model, not a curated record. Gene Ontology annotation, molecular function: DNA-binding transcription factor activity; transcription cis-regulatory region binding. Bases 157 to 969 code for a protein of 270 amino acids. Gene Ontology annotation, cellular component: nucleus. NCBI's taxonomy places the organism in Eukaryota, Viridiplantae, Streptophyta, Magnoliopsida, Poales, Poaceae.